UGUACAGCUAGCUCGUGCUCGACUCCUUGGUUCUCAGCCUCCACAAGUUGUGGACCACAACACACUCCCAGUCUCCUCCCACGCAACACAAAGCGGCCGGCGAACCAACAUGCAGCUCACGAGUCCGUGCCGCCACACCAUGCCGCUCCUCGUCGCCGUCCUUGUCCUCGCGGCGGCGGCAGCGGCCGACGGCGCCCUCUGCGACAAGGCGGACAAGGCGGCCCUCCUGGCCGUCAAGUCCGCCCUGGGCAACCACCCGGACCUCUCCGGCUGGAACUCCACCGCGCCCUGCUGCGCCUGGCCGGGCAUCUCCUGCGACGCCGCCACCGGCCGGGUCACCGAGCUCACGGUCUUCGCGCUCAACAUCUCGGCGCCGGUCCCGGCCGCCAUCGCCAACCUCACCGCCCUGCAGACCGUCAACCUGGCCUACAACCGCCUCUACGGCCGCAUCCCGGCGUUCCUGGGCCCGCGCGCCCUCCCGGACCUCACCUUCCUCCGCCUCGACGGCAAUCUGCUCGACGGCCCCAUCCCGCCGACGGCCACCGUGCACGACCUCUCCGUCGUCGGCAACCGCCUGGCCGGCCCGCUCCCGGCCGCCUUCGCGGGCGCGGAGUUCGGCAGCGUGGACCUCGCCGACAACCAGCUCACCGGCGACGCGUCGGCGCUGUUCGGCGCCGGGAAGCGGGUGAACUCGGUGCGGCUGUCGCGCAACCGGUUCGCGUUCGACCUCGGCCGCGUCGAGCUGCCGGCGGCGCUGGACAUACUGGGCGUUGACCACAACAUGAUGUACGGCGGCAUCCCGGCGGCCGCGGCGGCGAGGAAGUGGCUGGCGUUCGACGUGAGCUACAACAGUCUGUGCGGGUCGAUCCCGCAGGGCCGGUACACGCACAGGUUCGGCCCCAAGCACUUCGCGCCCAACAAGUGCCUCUGCGGCCGCCCGCUCGCGCCCUGCAGCUAAGGUGCCUUAGGUGGCCGCUCACUGUGACGGUGACCGCCUCGCUGAUGAUGUAUUGCUAUUGCUAGUACUUUGGCAGUGCUCUGCUGAAUAUCUCCACGCCUUUGAGUUAGCAAUAAAGCCCUUCUUAAUGUAGUUCGUGAUAGUAAGUACUAAGUGCCACUCUUGGCCAAUUAAUCACGAGCUGGCCAGGUCGAUCAGUUAAUAUAAUAUCGGAUUUUACAA
Messenger RNA from Triticum dicoccoides, 1180 nucleotides. Its product is annotated as polygalacturonase inhibitor-like. Lineage: Eukaryota; Viridiplantae; Streptophyta; Magnoliopsida; Poales; Poaceae. The record is from RefSeq and is a predicted model, not a curated record. The transcript has a single exon. Bases 110 to 958 code for a protein of 282 amino acids.